GGUUCUGUAAGAGUGAAAAUUGAAGAAUGUCCCGUAAGAGUAAAAAUUGAAGAAUGUUACGUAUGGCCAGAAGAACCAGCUGAACCACCUGCUGCGAGUGAAUUGCCGGCAUCGUCUGGACACUCUGCAUGUAUUGUGACCCAGCCACGCCCUAUGGUCGCGGAUGCUGGCAGCAUCGACGUCGACGCACAUCCUCACAAGUGCCCACAUUGUGACAAGGGCUUUGUGGAGGCGUGGCGCAUGCGGAAGCACAUUCGCAUUCACACGAAUGAGCGGCCCUAUAAGUGUUCCUACUGCCCCAAGGCCUUUUUCGAGAGGAACGCCCUGACCCUCCAUGAGCGGCGCCACACGGGUGACAAGCCUUACCUCUGCCAGCUCUGCCACAUGGCCUUCACCUGUGAGAGCACCUUCUCCAAGCACAUGCAGGAACACAACUGAGAGCAUCAUCCGCACGCAAUCAACCGAGGGCCUGUGACGUGCUUCUGUUGAGUCUUUGCAAUUGUUCUAGUGGUCUAUUCUCAAUCAAUGCUUUGUGAGCAACUACACCACAUUCCUUAGUGUGUGAU
This is a messenger RNA of Rhipicephalus sanguineus (brown dog tick), 566 nucleotides long. RefSeq names its product early growth response protein 1. Bases 154 to 438 code for a protein of 94 amino acids. Gene Ontology annotation, biological process: regulation of transcription by RNA polymerase II. The transcript has a single exon. Gene Ontology annotation, cellular component: nucleus. Gene Ontology annotation, molecular function: DNA-binding transcription factor activity, RNA polymerase II-specific; RNA polymerase II transcription regulatory region sequence-specific DNA binding. NCBI's taxonomy places the organism in Eukaryota, Metazoa, Arthropoda, Arachnida, Ixodida, Ixodidae. The record is from RefSeq and is a predicted model, not a curated record.